This is a messenger RNA of Cladocopium goreaui, 1989 nucleotides long. The record is from the annotation of a GenBank genome assembly. Lineage: Eukaryota; Dinophyceae; Suessiales; Symbiodiniaceae.
AUCCCAGUGUGCCUUGCAUUUUGGACUCUCCAGCUAUGUCGUCCGAGAAUGGCUUUGCCCUCAUCGGGAAAAGCUCAGUGACACUUUCCAAAGGUCCAGGUGCCACAGACGACGAGCAUUUGAAUCAUUUAAAGGAUGUCAAAAAACAGUUGUUCGCAGCCUGCCGGAAACAUCAUCCGGAUAAACAAGAACCAGGAAAACUUGCGGAACCCACCAGGCAGCAAGACUUGAAUGCGGCACUUGCAAAAACCAAUAGCAGAAUCCAAUCAACCGCAGAAAGAAUUGAAGAAGAGCAGCAAAGGGCCAGGCACGCGCAAAGUACCUAUGACCAGCUGCUGAAAUAUUUACAAGUGCUGAGGCAGAAGCAAGAGCAAGAGGAACGUCAAAAGAAGGAACAGGUGCAGGAAAAGCAGCGUCAACAAAAGGAAAGGGCGGAGGAGGAGCAGCGUCAAAAAAGGGAAAGGGUGGAGGAAGAGCAGCGUCAAGAAAGGGAAAGGGUGGAGAAAGAGCAGCGUCAAGCGCAAGAAAGAGAGAAGGCCGAAGAGGAAGCAAAGCGUUCUAGGGAGGAAAAGAAUCGCCGGAAGCAAGACAGAAAGAAGUGCAGAAAGGCAGAGCAGGCAAGGGAGAGGGCGGCGGAAAAGCAGCGCCAAGAAGAAAAAGAAAAGAGCGAAGCAGAGGCAGCACAAAGAGAGGAGGAGAUGCUGGAGGCAGAGGGGCCCGAAAAGGAGCAGAGCGAACAGGAGGAUACGGUGGCAAAGACGAGGUGCAGAGAAACAGAAGAGGAGACACUUGGAAAAGAGGCUUCAGAAGAGGAGAAGGGGUCCCAGAAGGAAGAAAAGAGAAGCCCGAGCCAGAAAGAAGUGAACAGGCAGAAGACGCAGCAGGAGCAGCAAGCGAGCGCCAAGAGGAAGGCUUUGCGGGCCGAGAAGGCCAAGCUGGAGGAAGAGCAAAAGAAACAAACUGCCGAGUUGCGACGCAAAGAAGCUCUUCAAGCAGAGGCCAGGCUGAAAGUUGAAAUGCAGCAGCAACAAGUUCAGCAGCAGGAGAAAGCUUGGGAGCAGAGUGUGACAAACACUUUGCAGAACUGCCUUCUCAGAUGGGCCUUUGAUCUAGAGCAGCGUGGAAGUCAGCAAAUUGCAGAGUUUCUCCAGGCGAGGUGCCAACAGGUGACGGCCUGUGAGGAUGUAGCUCGACAGGUCUAUGCGCAAGAAGGCUUCGGUUGGUGGCUUUUGGCCAUUCAUCGUGUGGGAGCAGGCGAGCACGUCGCUUCCUGUUUGACAGAGCAGCGCGCAAGGCUCAAGCAGAUCAUCAAAAUUUUUUUCCCUCAUGCCACAGGGAAAACGCCUCCAGGUGAAUGGCUCUUCUCUUCUGUCUAUGAUGCAGCCCAUGCAGAGGCCGCAACAAGACUGCAGAGUUCACUAGGAGGACGGUGAACUGCGGAAGCUUGAGUCUCGAUUCCUUCCCAAGAUCCAUGGCCUCUAUUAGGGCCAGCAAGCACGUGGUGGUCAUGGAAAGGUGGCAAUGGCGCACUUUUUUUAGGUGUGAAACACUGGCCCCCAAAAUCUGGUUAAAAAACAAUUGGUCCCACAACUUGGUUUCAAGAAAAUUUGGCACCACGUGUUGAGUUCAAGAGGCUGGGUCAUAGUACAGACAGGUAGCAGCUGACAGGUAGCUUGAGUCAAGAAUGCCUGUAGCUGAGUCGCUUGUUGCAAAAGGAGUUGUUGACUUAGCGUUUCUUGGUGUGACUAAUUCGAUGCAUAAGCUCCUGAAGUGAUGGAAGCCACAGAAAGUUGACUCUUGACACUGUUUUCCAGCAAAAAAGUGGCUUGCACUGUUUUGUAGAUGGAGCGCAUGACUUCACGACAUUUCACGGCUACACGUGCAUGUCAGAAAUUCCAGACCAGAGUAGGCAGGACGUCGCUGAGAUGGUGCAGUGUACAGAUUGAGAAACUCCCACCUCACUCGUCCUGAACCGAAUGCGGGUCAAAA